Chrysochloris asiatica (Cape golden mole) is the source of this 1342-nucleotide messenger RNA. It is a transcript of the gene TADA1, whose product is annotated as transcriptional adaptor 1. Gene Ontology annotation, cellular component: SAGA complex. Gene Ontology annotation, biological process: regulation of transcription by RNA polymerase II. NCBI's taxonomy places the organism in Eukaryota, Metazoa, Chordata, Mammalia, Afrosoricida, Chrysochloridae. Gene Ontology annotation, molecular function: transcription coactivator activity. The record is from RefSeq and is a predicted model, not a curated record. The coding region runs from base 3 to 1010 and encodes 335 amino acids. The transcript is spliced from 8 exons.
CAAUGGCGACCUUUGUGAGCGAACUGGAAGCGGCUAAGAAGAACUUGAGCGAGGCCCUGGGAGACAACGUAAAACAAUACUGGGCCAACUUAAAGUUGUGGUUCAAACAGAAGAUCAGCAAAGAAGAAUUUGACCUUGAAGCUCAUAGACUUCUCACACAGGAUAAUGUUCAUUCCCACAAUGAUUUUCUCCUGGCUAUUCUCACGCGUUGUCAGAUUUUGGUUUCUACACCAGAGGGUGCUGGAUCUUUAUCCUGGACUGGGGGUUCUGCAGCCAAACCUGGAAAACCCAAGGGAAAGAAAAAGCUUUCUUCAGUUCGUCAGAAAUUUGAUCAUAGGUUUCAGCCUCAAAAUCCCCUCUCAGGAGCCCAGCAGUUUGUGGCAAAGGAUCCCCAAGAUGAUGAUGACCUGAAGCUCUGUUCCCACACGAUGACGCUUCCUACUCGCGGGCAGCUGGAAGGGAGAAUGAUAGUGACGGCCUAUGAGCAUGGGCUUGACAACGUCACGGAGGAGGCUGUCUCAGCUGUCGUCUACGCAGUGGAAAAUCACCUUAAGGAUAUCCUGACAUCAGUUGUGUCAAGAAGGAAGGCUUAUCGGUUACGAGACGGUCAUUUUAAAUAUGCCUUUGGUAGCAAUGUGACUCCACAGCCGUACCUCAAGAAUAGUGUAAUAGCUUACAACAAUUUAAUAGAAAGCCCUCCAGCUUUUUCUGCCCCGUGUGCUGGUCAGAACCCAGCUUCUCAUCCCCCACCCGACGGUGCUGAGCAGCAGGCUGCACUCCUAUUGGCCUGCUCGGGGGACACACUGCCUGCGUCCUUGCCUCCGGUGAACAUGUACGACCUCUUUGAAGCUCUGCAGGUACACAGGGAAAUAAUCCCUACACAUACUGUGUAUGCCCUCAACAUUGAAAGGAUCAUCAUGAAACUUUGGCAUCCAAAUCAUGAGGAGCUGCAGCAAGACAAAGUUCACCGCCAGCGCCUGGCAGCCAAGGAAGGCCUGUUGCUCUGCUGAAUUAAGAUUGGGGGUGUGGGAUCCUCUGUGAAUUGAUAAAUUAUUGGUUACUGAGAAUUGAAUGUUUUUUGGGUCCACAUUUCUAGGCUGAAGUGUAAAGUGUAUAUAUAACCUUUCCUAUGGAAAUGUGUACAUUUUGAGUAUAUUUUGUGUUGCUACUAUGAAGCCAUUAACAUAAACCUGCAUCUGAUAAUGACCCCUACCUAUGUGUGUUGGUGUGUGUGUGGGGGUAUGAUUUAUAUCACUUCUGUUAUGGGAACAAGAACUGAGUUCUCGACACCUUUAGGCAUCUGGGGCCUUGUAUUUUAUGGUCUGCUGGUAAGGUAGAUGAC